CAUAUGUAGACUAUUUUGGCACUGGAAUAUAUAAAAUAAAUCUGAUUUCAAACAGCAGGACAACGGAAGUUCAACAGAUUUAGAUCAGCAUUAGAAGAUCAAGUGUGAUUUGGCAUUUUUGGACUAUUAAAUAGACAUGGCACCAAUAUCAGGAUUCCUGGACUGUAUAUCUGUAAGUGAUGAGGUAAAUAUUGAUAGACAUAUUUUGAAUCAGAUGAAAAGUCAAGCAUUUAGAAUUGCCUCAUACACCAAAUGGCCAAAAUGGGCCAAUGCAAGACCAGUUCAACUAGCAGAUGCAGGACUUUACUACACAGGCAUGUAUGAUGAAGUCAAAUGUUUUGCAUGUAAAGCCAAAUUUAAACAAUGGUCUGAAGUCAAUGACCCAAUGAGCGAACAUAUGAAAGCAAGUCCAAACUGCCCCUUUGUCCAAGAAGAGCUACAGUCAGGUAACAUCCCUUUGGUGACUGAUGUAGCUGAUAUUCAAGAAAUCGAUGGCUUCAGAGAAGAGGCAGCUCAAAUAGAAGACCAAGCAGAUGUACCAAAUAAUGAUGUUGAUGGUCUCCCUAUUGACGCAUCCGGGGAGUACCCAAAAUAUGCUCUCGAGAGUAAGCGACUAGGGACCUUCACUAAUUGGCCAACAAGUCAUCAUAUUAAACCUGUUGAUCUUGCAGAGGCUGGUUUCUUCUAUCAGGGAUAUAGUGACAAUGUGAGAUGUUUCUUUUGUGGUAUGGGGCUUGGCAACUGGGAGAAGGGAGACACUCCCUGGGAGGAACAUGCAAGGUGGUUUUACAAGUGUGGCUACUUGAAACAGGUCAAAGGAGAUGAUUGGAUUAAGGCAAUACGAAAGAAAUAUGAUGAAAAGAUUAUCUUUGAGGGGAGUAUAGCACAAGCUCAAUGUGUUUCAAGUAGUAAGAGAGAUCAGAAUACAAAGCUUCCAGAAUCUCUAACUAAAUCCCUUACAUACUAUGGGCUAAAUGAAACACCUACAAAACUGACUUUUCAGUCACAUUCUGAAAAUGUCAUGCUACCACCUAGGUGUGUAUGCCAAAAUCAAGCCAGGGUUGAAUCAAAUUUGCCUAUUAACCAGGGACCAGAACAUGAUGCAGAUUGGGAAGAUAUCUCUAAAGGAGGAAAAGAAGUAAGAGAUGAACAAUAGAAUAUAAAUAGUACAUCACUGAGAUACUGCUGAACAUUACCAUCUAAUCAUAGAUAUUAAGAGGUCAGAAAGAUUAAAUUCAAUGUUAACCGUUUCAAUAGCGGAUGUAUUAAGA
Molecule: messenger RNA, 1271 nt
Organism: Owenia fusiformis
Lineage: Eukaryota; Metazoa; Annelida; Polychaeta; Sabellida; Oweniidae
Source: the annotation of a GenBank genome assembly